CAUUUAUUUUACCAGUAAAAUUUAAUUUUCUGAAGUUUCCUACGCUGAAGUCUUACAGAAAAGUUCUUUAACGACAUGUGAGAAUAAUAAUAUUUUUCAGUAUAGCUUGAUAUUGUUAUGGGGACCUUACAUAUAUAAAAACAAGAUAUUCUUAAUUAACUAUUUAUAAUGAAUGAUAAAUCAGUUAUUAAGAAUCCUUCAUGCAGUUCUGCAUUUAAAUCUAGUUGGUCUAAAAAUGAUAAAUUUUUAUUAUUAAAAAGUCUUAAACUUUAUGGGCAUAAAAAUGUAGCUGCUAUAUCUACAUUUCUCACUAAUAAAUCUCAAGAUGAUAUUAAGGAUACGAUAAAUUGUUUAAAAAUUAAAUCUAAGGUCGUAAAUAAAAAAAAAUCUUUAAUAAAUGAUUGGAUAGAAAGUAAACUAAUUAAAAAGAAAAAUAAAAUGAUCCGGCAAGCAUUACUUUUUAUAUCUCUUUUCGAAAAAAAUUCUUUUGACAACAAGAUAAGUGACUAUAGAGAAAUUUAUCGUUAUCUUUAUAAGUUGUCCUGUGGCAUGAAAAACACCAAUCUUUCAGAAUUGAAUCAAGAUAUACUAUACAAAACUUUGACAGAAAUUGACUAUAAAAUUACAACUAAACCUCAAAAAGAAGAAAUUAUGUUACAUAUAGAAAAACUUCGUAACAAAAAUAUAAAAACUUAUCCUGGCAAAAAAGCUGCUAAUAAAUAAAUAAUGUUGAAAAAUAUCCUGAAUUUGUAAAUAUUUAUUUUUAAUGUAAUUUUAUUCUAAUUAAAUCAUGUUAAUAUGUUUACUAUCAUUGCCAUAUAUUUUUAAUGCAUCGAUUUCCAUUAAGGGUUCAGCGUUACACAUUUGUAACCAUCACUGGAAUCUUUUUUUUGUAGUGUGGUAGCAAUUACAUUAAUUUAUAUUAACGCUUUCUUAACUUAUAAUAAAAUAAA
This is a messenger RNA of Polistes dominula (European paper wasp), 953 nucleotides long. RefSeq lists its product as uncharacterized. The record is from RefSeq and is a predicted model, not a curated record. NCBI's taxonomy places the organism in Eukaryota, Metazoa, Arthropoda, Insecta, Hymenoptera, Vespidae.